AUGCCCAGCGACCCCGAAGGCGAACUAGCAGCUCUCAUUCCCCGUCUCGUUGGGGAAUGGCGCGUCCACUUUCUCGACAAUCUGCGCUCUUUCGUCAUCGUGCUUGUCGUCCUCCACCACGUCGCACUCUCGUUUGGCGGAGUCGGAUACUGGUACUAUGUCUCGCCCUACCCAGUCUCGAAUGUCUCCAAGGCAGUCCUGACACUCUUUGUCGCACUCAACCAGACCUUCUUUAUGGGCCUGAUGUUCUUCAUUGCCGGGCACUUCUCGUCCAUUGCUGUGGAACGAAAAGCAUGGGGAGUGUUCUGCAUCGAUAGGUUGAAAAGGCUGGGGAUCCCGAUCGUCGUCUAUACGUUUGCCAUUCACCCGCUGGUGGUCGUGUUGCUCAAUCGUGGCUCUGUAUGGACCGCGCUGAGACAUUAUUAUCUGAAUCUAGACCGCGUUCAGGGUCCAAUUUGGUUUAUCGCCUUGCUUCUCGUCUUCGACGUCAUCUAUGCGACAACCAAACUGUUUAUUCCCUCUUUCGGCUUCCUUAUACCUUCCUCAUACUCGCAAUACCGUCUUGCAGCAUUGCUGGGAAUAUCCACAGUCAUUAUCUGCACAUUUUCUGUCAGAUUGUCCUUCCCACUCGGCACCCACAUCCCUGUUAUGGCGCUUGAGCCCGGCUACACGCCGCAAUACGUCCUGGCUUACAUUUCUGGCUGUUCCCUGUCCAAAAUCCAGCAAUAUAUGCUCUUCAGGGACCCCAGACGCGCAUUAGCCCUCUCCUACUUGGGUGCAAUUCUUUCUGCCGCUAUCAUCAGCGGCAUUGGUGCAGCUCUUGCUAUUCCAGUCACAUACGCCGGCGGAAUGAAUCCCUUCGCGUUGUCCUACGCCAUCUGGCACGAAACUUGUUUUUACUUCCUCGGGACGGCCUGGUUCUCGCUGUUCCACGACUCGGAGCGGACAACGGAGAAAUGGGGCACGACGGCGAGGUACUCGUAUGGCGCCUAUAUCGUGCAUUCGGUUGUGGUCGUUUGGCUGCAGAUUCUGUUGGAUUCGCGGUUAGACGGGAUUUUGAAGACGGUCAUUGUGGGUGUACCUGCGAUCGUACUGAGCUGGGCGGUUUCAUGGGUGUUAGUUCAGAUACCGUUUGUGGGGGCCAUUAUCUAA
Molecule: messenger RNA, 1152 nt
Organism: Mycena indigotica
Lineage: Eukaryota; Fungi; Basidiomycota; Agaricomycetes; Agaricales; Mycenaceae
Product: Acyltransferase 3
Exons: 2
Coding region: 1-1152 (383 amino acids)
Molecular function (GO): acyltransferase activity, transferring groups other than amino-acyl groups
Source: RefSeq, a predicted model, not a curated record